This is a messenger RNA of Gaeumannomyces tritici R3-111a-1, 3425 nucleotides long. RefSeq lists its product as hypothetical. The transcript has a single exon. The record is from RefSeq and is a predicted model, not a curated record. Bases 713 to 3097 code for a protein of 794 amino acids. NCBI's taxonomy places the organism in Eukaryota, Fungi, Ascomycota, Sordariomycetes, Magnaporthales, Magnaporthaceae.
GCCAAUCAUGGCAGCCACAGCCUCCCAUCAAACAACGAUCAAGCCCCUCCACCACGCUGCUCAGUCUCAAUGCCCGUGCUCCACCACAAGACACACCCACAAGACACCCUCGCCGCCCGGGGGCCCCUGGCCGAGGGGCCCCCUGGCCGUCGACGGUUGAAGACGCUGAGAGCAGCCCGUCGGGACCUGCCAACUUGGUCGGGGCCUGCCGCUGCCCGCCCUUCCACCCCUACCGCUCCUCGCCCUCCCACAUCCAUCUCCCUCCAUCUCCCUUCCCGCUCCUGCGGGUUCGCGAUCUCGUCCUCGUUCUUCCGCAUCAAACUCGCCCUUCCCUUCUUGCGCGGCUAAAGGCAGCGAGAAACAUUGCCUGUUUGCCAUCUCCCUCGCAUCCCAUUCAUGGUCUCGAUAUGACUUGACCGGCCCCAGAGGCCCCCUUUUUUUUUUUCCUUUCAUUCUCUUCUCCCUCUUCUGGCAAGCCCUCUCGCGCAGUUUUUAUUUCCUCGCGCAACCUUUCGUUUCCAACAAGGCGACUGGAAUCGCCAGAACCAAGCAACACUUUUCUCUUCAGCGCGCGGCGCCUGAAGACCCGACCGACAUAGACGACCGAAACACUCGAUUCGAUUCUACCGGGCACUCGACCGAAAGCGCUGGGCCGAACACACACGAACCCCGCUAGUCCGCAAGCCGGCUCCCGGACGGCCGCCCGGCCAACAUGUCCAACGCAAAUCUCCCGGCGGGGGCUUUCUUCACCCAGAUCAACGGCAAGAGGUGUACCGCCAUCCCCAGGAACGCUGGCGGCGGAGGGAACAACGGUGGUGGGAACAACAACAAUGGAGGUGGAAACAACAACAACAACAACGGCGGCGGCGGCAACGGUGGGCAAACGCAGCAGACGAGGACCACCGCGCCGCCGGCCAGGAACACGAGUGUAGCACCGCCGCAGCAGACAUCCAGUACGACGGCACCAGCACCAGCACCAGCACCACCACCACCACCCCUUCAGCAGCAACAGCCGCCUCCCCCAGCCCAGACCUCCUCGAGCCCAUUACCACCACCUGCACAAAUAACACCCCCCGCGGCGCAGCCCGCACCAUCAUCUCCUGCUCCCUCUCCUUCUUCACCCGCCCCGGUAGCCUCCUCACCCGCUCCGCCGCUGGUACCGCCAGUCGUGAUCCCAACGCCAGCAGCCUCCGCGGCGCCCAUGUCUAAGGUGCAGAACGGAGGCGCCGGAGGGAUCAGUUCUGCUGCGCCUAGCGAUGGGGCCGGGGUUGGCGCUACGUCGCAGAACGUUCCUCCUCCGCAGGCGGCGCCGCCACCGUCGCCGUCUGCUGGCACACCGAUAGCCAGCUUUUCGGUUACUCCCGAGAACCAGACAGCUGCGCCGGCCCCGUCGGCCCGGCCUAUCGUGUCUAGCAUAGCUGCUGAUGAUCUGCAACCCUCCACAGCCGCCACGGCUCCCCCUCCCCCGGCCGACGACCCAAGACCGUCGGCCAGCUCGCCCCUCUCGGCCACGCCGGCGAGGACAGGGGCGCCCAACAUAACGCCCCCUGCGGCGGACAACUCCCCUGCGAGGAAUUUUCCCCUAAUGACGACCAUCGGCACCGCGAACCCGACCGAUGUCCCCGCGGCCGGUGGCAGCGCCGCGACUGACGACCCGCAGGUCCAGCCCGUUGCGCAGGAGAGCGGGGGCGUCAGCACCACGACCAUCGCCGUGGCGGGCGGCGUCGCGGGCAGUGUGCUGCUCCUCGCCCUGAUCGCGUUCCUGAUUUGGUUCCUCAGGAAGAGGAAGCUGAGGAAGCGCCGGAGCACGCUACUGACCCCACUCUCACCUCCUAUAAAUAACGGCAGGUUCCCGUCCGAGAAGGCCGCGUCGGCCUACAUCAUAAACCGCGGCAGCAUCGGGCCAACGCCCCGUUCCGAGAAGCUCAAGGCCUCGCUGGGAUACGGAUUCGCCAAGGUGAAGGGGCGCGUCGGGGAGGCCCUGUCGUCCCGCAACGCCGGGGGCUCCUCGGGCGGCGUCAACAUGAACCGCGGCAACUCGCAGUUCAUGGAGAGCGCCGCCGCCGUCCCCUCGCGCUCCGACAGCAUGGCAUCCAAGGGCCCAAGCGGGGGCAACGGCGGCUGGCUCGGUGGCGUGGCCGCCGGCUGGCGCAAGAACCGCGAGGCCGACAGGGACGCGAACGACCCGUUCCGCGACGUGCAGGAGCGCAAGGCCCCCAUGACGACAGCCAAUAAUAACGGCGCCCAGCCCGACUUCCUGACGCUUCUGGGCAUGGACGACCGCCAACUCGAGCGCGAGGCGCAGCGAAAGCGCGCCAGCCGCAACGGCAGCGCCUCGUCGGGCGAUCACUUCCUCGGCACGCUCGGCCUGAGCUUCACGAACAGCAACGGCGGCAAGGAUGACCCCUUCAGCGAUGCCAACGCGCUGCAGCACCAGAGCGCCAAGCCGCCGCCGCUGCAAGUCACGACCAGCGGCCCGGGCAUGAACCCCUUCUCGGACGCCAACGCCAUCCGGCCGCCCGCAGUGGCCAAGCCGUCGACCUAUGUGUCAGACGUGAGGAGGUCUCGGGGUCCGUCCGUGUCCGCCGAGGGAGCCGCUGCUGCGGCCGGCAGCUCAAACGCCUACACCCGGGCUGCCGACAGCUACUACAACCGGGAGUCGGCCAGCAGCAUGGACAGCUUCCAAACGCGACGCAACAAGUUUCGAUCGGACCCCUUCGACCUGGAGCGGCCCGAGCUUCUCGGCCGGGUGACCAGCAGCAACCUCAGCACGGCGGGCAGCAGCGACCUGCCCCGGCUCAGCGGCACGACCAACAAUAGCGGCGUCGGCGGAAUCCAGAAGCCCGAGGCGGCACGCCAGCGGGCGAGGAGCAGCGCCGCGUCGUCAAAGUACUCGAGCGGCGUCAGUAGCCUCGGCGACUGGAGCGACCCCGGGCCGGACGUCGGCCCGGCCGCCAACAACAACAACCGGUACGAGCCCGUCAGCCCAACCGAGAGGGGCGAGAGCCCGACCCGCGGCCUCGGCGGAAGUCACGUGCCGCAGCAGGCGUCGAGGAGCGGGAGCAUCAAGAGCGCCGGUGUCGGGAAGGCGCUAUGAUAAUGGAGUAGGACAUGUGUUGUUGGCCUGGCCCAAAGACAAAAAAGAAAAGUGGUGUGAUGAGAUCAAGCAACCCCUCCCUAUCUGUUUUUUUUUUUUUUUUCGUGGUUUUGGAUAAUCACAUGCUUUGUACGAAUACGAUGAUUUUUUUUCUGUUCCUCAUGGAAGAUGUAUUUCCCAACUUCGGGUGGAAGAGCGCACCAUACCCCAUUUCUUUUUUGACGCAGCUCUCGCUCAUUUAUUUACACAAACCCCCACCGUGUUGCACAACAUGGGUGGCAACCUCAAUCUCUUCAAUUUCUAGAACACACACACACACACACACACA